AUGCACGUGGGCCCACAGACUGUGAGGUCCUGUGCCAAGCUCCAGGUGGUGCCAAGUGUCCUGAGUCGCAGGUUGUCCGAUCAGGAAGGCUGUGGUGCUGAGCCUCAGUCUGCCAGGUCAGAGGGGCGAGUCUCCGGAAACGGGUCCACAGACCCUGGGAUAGCAUUGCAAUCGAUGGUGUCAAGUCUUGCGAAAUUUGUGGACAACAAUAACUUAGGGCAAAAAAGCAGCAGUGCAGCCAGCGACCUGGCAAGAACGCCCAAUCCAAACAGUUGCACCAUUGAAGCAGACACAAGCGGGCAGGAAGCAGCACCUCUGCAGAGUGCCAGCACCUCCCAAGAUCGAACAAAGAAGGAGGCCUUUGCACAGUUGGAAUCAUCACGGCACAACUCUGAGACUGACUGUCAGGAAGGCAGCCAACAAGGGGAUGUUGAGGAGACGGCAGAGGACCUACUUGCCGCUGAGCAGCUCUGUGCAUUGGCAACUGUGGGGCGCGAGGCAACUGCAGCCGCUGAGUCCUCUCCCAAGCCCAGUGAGGAUCGCCAGAUCGCUGCAGCUGGAGGUGACCAGCCACUCCCAACUUGGCAGGUUAAGAGACCACGAACAAAUUCUUUUCGCGGCAGGCAGGAUUUCGACUCGUUGGAGUCUGCACUGAGGGAGAGUGGGAUGAGUGUUGUCAAUGGUCAGCAAGAUUUUCUCAACGCAUUCCUGAAUGCACAGAAUUCAACCAGGAGGGCUGCAGUUUCCCUGGGUGCCCCAGGGAACGGCUUCAAGAACUGCACAACCCCAACCAAGAGAAGGCGGCUUGAUGUUGGCGCCCUCCUCGACUCAACCAUGGAUCAGCCGAUGGCGGAGUCGCAGCCAGUUGAGGGGGACAGUUGUAAUGAUGGCCUGAAACUCGAGUCAGAAAGCAUGGGCCUUGCUGAGGACGAUGGACAUUGCGGAAGGAGAGGCAGCAACGACAGCUCAGCGACAGCUGUUCCUGAUGCGGAAAUGAGCGUUGAUGGUGCUGGAAGUCCAACGUGCCACGGGCUUGAGGCAAUGAAGGACGCCACUGAGGCCAAGGGCGUGGCUGUAGAUGCCCAGGACUACAGCACCCAAAUGUCGUCACUUCGGCUUGGCGUCUUAAGCACCUAA
This is a messenger RNA of Ostreobium quekettii, 1137 nucleotides long. NCBI's taxonomy places the organism in Eukaryota, Viridiplantae, Chlorophyta, Ulvophyceae, Bryopsidales, Ostreobiaceae. The record is from the annotation of a GenBank genome assembly.